AUGUUCAAGCUUGAGGACGGAAUGGAUAAGGCUCUGGCCAGCUCUAACUUAAAAGGUUUGGAAGACUAUGUGGCAAAAUUGAACCCGACGAACCGAAACGAUAAAGCCUCGACGAUUCGGUUAUUUUCAGAGUACUACGGAGACGAUGUAGUGGCAAAAACGCUCGUGACUGCGCAGAAGGAGGCAAAGACGAUGGAUAUGGAGAAAACUGUCAUGCGAUUACGAAACAACCAACUUUCAGCCUGGCUGAACAGCGACAAGUCCGUCGACGAUGUUUUCGAGCUGCUAAAGCUUCGACAAGAUGGUUACUUAGCCCUCGCCAGUCCGAAGCUGGAGGCAUUAGAUGACUACAUGAAGAUAUUUAACCGUGUAAAACCGGACCAAGAAACUUUACUCAAUGUGCUGAUAAAAGGUUUCGGAGAGUCGGCAUUUGCGAAGAUGCUUGUGCAUGCGAAGGACGAUACCCGUACCAGCGAGUUGGCGACGGCAUUGCAAAACGCGCUACUGAACAAGUGGCUGCUCAGUAAAACUCAGCCCGAAAUCGUCCUAAAAAGACUGAGGCUUGACAAGAAUUUUAUGAAAGCCACGACAGACUUGAACCGAGAUACUUUGACGAGGUACAUUUCGAUGUACAACACCAGGAAUCCAGGCAGCCAGGCAUCGUUCAUUGGAACCCUCUCCAUUCAUUAUGGGGAUGAUGUUGUGUCAAAAGCGCUAGUGACUGCGUCCUGGGAAGUGAACACGAAAGAGAUCGCAAAACUACUACGACGUGAGCAAUUGAUUGAUUGGAUGAACAACGAGAAAUCCGUUGACGAUGUUUUCGAGCUGCUUAAACUACGUGACGAUGGGUAUUUCGCUUUAACCAGCCGUAAGUUGAGGGUUUUGAAAGACUACAUCAAGUUUUUCAACCGCGAGAAGGCUGGAGACGAAACUUUACUCAAGACAUUUACGACUGGGUUCGGUGGAGAAAGUGAAUUGGCUAAAAUGCUACUGACCGCAAAGAAAAAUCCGUCUACAGAGAAGCUGGCCACGUCGUUGCAGACUGCGUUAUUUGACGAGUGGCUUACGAGCAAACUACAGCCAGAAAACGUAUUGAAGAAGCUCAAAUUGAACGGUGGAAGAGGAGAUUUUCUCUCCGACCAAAAUGUAGAAACGUUGGCUACGUAUAGUUCGAUCUACAACGCAAGGAAUCCCGACAUCAGGACAUCGUUGAUUGAAACUCUCUCCGCCCAUUAUGGUGAUGAUGUUGUGGCAAAGACGCUCGUUAUUGCGAAGUAUGACCGAGCCACGAAUGAACUGGCGACAACGCUACAGACACAACUGUUGCAGACGUGGUCAAAGAGCGGUAAAUCUGCUGAGGAUGUUUUCACGAUACUGAAGAUUGGACCAAACGAUUUCUUGCCCAUGAAGGGCCAGAAGCUGCAGACUCUGUAUAGUUACUUGAAGAUAUACAACGCCAAUAACCCCCAAGACAAAAGGAGUAUGUUCAUGGUAGUACGAAACGGCUUUGGGGGUGAUGGCGGGCUAGCACGCAUGGUCGGUAAAGUACUGGCCACUUCCCAACAAAAACCUGAGGCUGCUUUAAAUUACCAGAAGGAGCUGUUCAAUCAGUGGUUCAACAGGAACAUCGAGCCGAGCAGUAUUUACACGAGAUUUCUCAACGUAGAGAAGGCGUCUGCUGGUGGUAUGGAAAAGGCCAUUGUAGCACGAUACAAGAGAUACUACAAAAAGAGGUUGGAUCAGGUUAAAGUUUUCGACGACCCGAGGCGUUCGUAA
Molecule: messenger RNA, 1776 nt
Organism: Phytophthora nicotianae INRA-310
Lineage: Eukaryota; Oomycota; Peronosporomycetes; Peronosporales; Peronosporaceae
Exons: 1
Coding region: 1-1776 (591 amino acids)
Source: RefSeq, a predicted model, not a curated record